This is a messenger RNA of Desarmillaria tabescens, 510 nucleotides long. RefSeq lists its product as uncharacterized. The record is from RefSeq and is a predicted model, not a curated record. Bases 1 to 510 code for a protein of 169 amino acids. The transcript has 3 exons. NCBI's taxonomy places the organism in Eukaryota, Fungi, Basidiomycota, Agaricomycetes, Agaricales, Physalacriaceae.
AUGUCUGUUCCUUCGCAUGGUUAUACCGACGCUAAGCUGCACGAACAGAAGAACGCGAUAAACCGCAAGGUUCCUUACUGCUUAGGUUACUUCUUCGGUGCAAAGUGUUCGAAAAAAAGUCUGGUCCCAGUGCCGCUGCUAGAGUCUGUCACCGACAACGCGACACGUUCAAUCAAUGAUCUGGACGUUCGUUAUUGGAUGGAUUACGCGCCCUUUAUCGGGGGUAGACGCAAAUGCGACGAGGGGCGAAAAAUAGUGCCAUUACCGCCGUUUAUGCAGAGUUUGAAGGGGAUGCACGCCUAUGUCAUCUACUACGUAUCCUCCCACAGAAGUUGUUGGUGGGCUCGGAAUAAGCUGCUCCAAAAGCUGUAUCCCGAGAGGAUCGUUAAGGGGGAUGUGCUAGUGAUGAAGCUGACGACGUCUCAGUCAAUCGGAGAUAUGUCGCUGGUCAACGUGAUGGAGGUCGAAGAACUUCUAAUGAGAGCUGUCUCACACCGUUGGAUUAAAUGA